AUGAGUUAUUCAAAAUUUGAUUUAACGUUUAAAAUAGGUCAAUAUUUAGACCGGCAUCUUGUGUUUCCUCUUCUGGAAUUCUUAGCAGCUAAGGAGACCUAUGACCAAUCGGAGCUUUUACAAGCAAAAUUGGAGAUUCUAAGCAAAACUAACAUGAUAGAUUAUGUUAUUGACAUAAGAAGAAUGCUUUAUCCUGAUGAGGAUACACCCGAGGAAAUUAAGUCGCGCAGAAGUGUAGUACUGUCUCAGCUGCAAGAACUUCAGGAUGCAGUGGAACCUGUGUUACGACUUAUGCAGAGGGAUGAUGUUAUGAAAACAGUUGAGACUAUGAGAGACCCUAAAACUCUUAUAAAUCACCUGACUACCAACAAAGAAUAUGAGUUCAAAACAGAGAUGAUUGACAGCAUGUACCGCUUGGCCAAAUACCGCUAUGAAUGUGGUAACUAUGUGGAGUCAGCUUCAUAUCUAUACUUCUGCCAACUUGUCAUGUCUCCCACCGACAAGAAUUAUCUACCAGUGCUGUGGGGUAAGUUGGCGAGCGAAAUUCUAGUGCAGAACUGGGACGGCGCGCUGGAGGACCUGACGAAACUGCGCGAGUUCAUCGACAACGGCGGCGCGGGCGCUACCGCCAACAACAUGCAGGCGCUGCAGCAGCGCACUUGGCUCGUACACUGGUCCCUCUUCGUCUUCUUCAACCACGUCAAGGGACGCGAUUUGAUCAUUGAAAUGUUCUUAUAUAAACCAUUAUACCUGAAUGCCAUCCAAACAAUGUGCCCUCACAUUCUUCGCUACUUGGCCACUGCUGUUAUUAUUAAUAGAUCCAGAAGAAAUGCUCUGAAAGAUCUUGUAAAGGUUAUACAACAAGAAGCUUAUACUUACAGAGAUCCAAUCACUGAAUUUAUAGAACAUCUGUACGUAAACUUCGACUUUGAAGCUGCACGUAGGAAACUAAAUCAGUGCCAAGCAGUUCUCUUGACUGACUUCUUUCUGAUCGCCUGUUUGGAGGAGUUCGUCGAGAAUGCUCGUCUGAUGAUUUUCGAGACUUUCUGCCGCAUCCAUCAAGUUAUCAGUAUUGGAAUGUUAGCCGAAAAUUUGAACAUGCAGCCAGAUGAAGCCGAAUGUUGGAUUGUGAACCUGAUUCGUAACGCGCGUUUGGAUGCUAAGAUAGACUCCAAGUUGGGUCACGUGGUUAUGGGUGCGCAGCCGCUCUCGCCAUACCAGCAACUAGUCGAAAGAAUAGAUUCACUCGCGGUGCGCUCGGAAGCUCUCACGUCGCUCGUAGAACGCAAGCACAAAGCCCGCAAUCAAGAUAUUCGUUGGGGUACACAAGAAUUCUGAUUCGGGAUUUUUUCAAUAGUCUCCACAGCAAUUUUUAAUUCCAUUGUCAACCGGAAUUAAAUUUUAAUAUUAAAUUUAUUUACACA
Molecule: messenger RNA, 1424 nt
Organism: Manduca sexta (tobacco hornworm)
Lineage: Eukaryota; Metazoa; Arthropoda; Insecta; Lepidoptera; Sphingidae
Gene: eIF3e
Product: eukaryotic translation initiation factor 3 subunit E
Exons: 9
Coding region: 1-1338 (445 amino acids)
Biological process (GO): translational initiation
Cellular component (GO): cytoplasm; nucleus; eukaryotic translation initiation factor 3 complex
Molecular function (GO): translation initiation factor activity
Source: RefSeq, a predicted model, not a curated record